AUGGACCACAGCGCGCCAGGUCGAAGACGACCGCCAGGAGCGCAGCCAACUUCGAAACCGCCAGUACGAAUCGCGCGAGACAGAGGACUGCAGAAAGAGACGGCGCGUCGUCCAACGCCCGGCAAGAUACGCGAAGCAAAAGAUAGCAGUGAGAUCAUCCGAGUCCCGAAGAGAGUCGAGGCUAUAGCGGCAGAGCGGCCGAGUACAGAACGAAGGAGUACAGACGAUGACCCGAACGCACGACACUUUACGGUAGCAAACGUGGGUCGCAAUGGCGCUGUAUACCUCAAGCCGAGUCGCUUUCAGGUGCCUGUGAACCAGACGCCCGCUACACCUCCGGGUACUUCAGAUGGGAAGGAGGAAAUUUCUAUGGACUGGGCUACGAGACGACCGAGUGCCAUGUCUGGUACUUGGACACCUCGAGGACCGGCACCGAGGGGUUCAGCACUCAAUGCCACCACACCUGUACCUCCGCUAAGCAUGGCGAAUGGACAUGACCGGCGGGGGACAAGAUCACAUUCCUUCUCCACCUUGGAUACUUCAGGACGCCCGACCUUCGACUCCAACGAUUUUCAGAUCCUUGUGAAUGGCAGAGACACUGGGAGACCGAAGAGCUCAGUCGACUUGUCGGAUGGCAUCCUCGACCUUCGGAUACCUCACUACAGGCUUGGAACGCCACGAUUCAGCGACCGAGGAACGGCAUAUCUGCACAAUUCGAUGUAUACCUCAAACUCGGAAGGCAUGAGGUCUUCCGUGUUUUCAAGUGCAGAGUACGACAAACUGUUUCCGGCACCUCCAGGCAAAGAACAUGGUGGCCGCUCGCGCGAAUCUUCUUCGCCCUAUCUACAUCCUGCGCACGCGAUGCACUCGUUGACCCCAUCACGGACGCCCCCAACACCUCAGUCGAACUCUCCAGUCGGCGACAUCAACCCUUCGGUGUACGAUAAAGUCGAGGCCAGGCUCAACGAUGCUACGCUGGUGCGGUACUCGCCGACUACAGGGCGUAUCACUGCCGCUACACCCGCCAGAUUGAUUGCUCAGAUCACCUCGCCGCUCUUUCUUGAUUACGAGCUCUUGGCCGAUUUCUUCCUUACUUUUCGAAAUUUCCUCUCGCCUUCUGAUCUGCUUGAAUACAUGCUAGCGCGGAUGAAGUGGGCUCUUUCGAAUGACAGCGAUGCCGGCCGAAUCGUGCGAGUGCGGACAUUCGUAGCUCUCCGCCACUGGAUCUUGAACUACUUUGCCGACGACUUCAUACCUGUUUUUGAGCUACGACAGAGGUUCUGCACGCUCGUCAACCAGCUCACUCUGUCCCUCCUCCGGCGUGCAGACAAGGGCGGUACAGAUGUGAACGUGCUCGGAGAGCUGAAGAAAUGCUGGAGACGAACCUGCGCAAUGUACUGGCCAGUCUCCAAUGCACUGGACACAUCGCCGGAGGCUGAUAUCCUUCCCGGACGAGUGGCUGCCAGUCCUGGCUUCGAAGCGUCAUCAACAAGUCUGCCGCUCUCUGUUCAAGCACGUGAAUCACAGCUUGACUUCCGAAGAAGUUCCGUAAUCCGACUACCGCCAGAAAUUGAGAAAGAUGCGCAAGUGAGCUUCGCGCAGCCUGCCAGCCCAGAAGCUCAGACGCCAAAUCAACAUGCCCGAACGGCGAGCAUUCCGACAUCACCGAUGAGCGAGGAUAGCCUGACCGUCCUGUCGUGCUCUGUGCCCUUCUUGCGGAACAUGAUGCAAGGAAAGGAGAAGCCGCAGCGACCAGUUGAAUUGCAAAGAAAUCCUCAUCUCGACAAGUCCGAUAGACCGACCAACGGCCACAAGCGUAGUGGAAGCUUCUCAGAUGCUUUGCGUGACAAGCGGCCGCCACUUCCGUCUGCGCAACCGGACGGUAUGGAUCUUCGAUCACUGCAGUCUCUCACGUUUACUGGCGGUCUUGUACGAGGUCUACUUCUUCAACCAUCGCCGUCAACGGUGGAGCUACUGAUUCCUUUAAGUCCGCCUCUGGAUAUUCAAACGCAUCGAUCGAGUGGUACGAGCGACAGCUAUUUUCAGGAGCAGCAGCUGCAAAGCGUAGGGAUGAAGAGGCUCGUUGGCGAUGUACGGCGUGCUCUGAGUAGUCGCCGACCACGCGAAUCGCCUGCUUCGAGUCAUCGGUCGACAAACUCCUCCGACUCUCGCAGCUCGGGCAACAUUGGCGCAAGCGCUCAGGCUGCUUCGUGGCAGCAACUGAGUGGCCCACCGCGAGUUGACAUGCUUGCUGAAAGGGUCGCGACCGCUUAUAAGGAAGUUUUUGAUGGCAUGGAUCUCCAACAAAGCGGGCAACAGGAGGCAAGGCCCCGAGCAGAUCGAGAAUCAGAUGCUAUGAUGAAAGAAGUUGAGAUGGAGCCCUCGUCCCCGCCACGAGAUAUGAGAAGACUAGACAGCCAUGUCACCACUGGCAGUCGCUCCAUUGUCAUUGUCGAUGACACUGGAAUGCCGGAGGUACCGAAGAAGUUUGGGGCGUUGCCUUCUGUGAGCUCUUGGUCGAGUGGCAUGGCACCUGAUGCUCUCUUCCGCAGCCCACAGCAGGCCUUUGACGAGUGGCAAGGCGCGAAGUCUGAGUAUCGCAGUGGUUCCGCUACUGCCGUGGCGAGCGAAGGCCUCCGUCAGGCCUCAGGCGACCCACAGAUGCAUGAUCUUCUGACCGUACCGGGUGGUUGGCAGGAAGACACAACAGAUGGAGAGAUACCUGUCGGCUACACACCGGCCAGAAAGUCUUCAAGCGUGAACCCGUCCGCUUUCGAACUCCAACCUGUACGCCAUCAACUGCGAAGACGACCAGGUGGUGAUCUCAAGGCAACCGACCAUGUCCACGAUCUAGAGCCGGCUCCGAGACAUCAUCAUGGCGACUCGUACUCUACCAUCACCCACUCAAUGGACUCGGACAAUCCUCCUAACGAGCUGACUGGAACACACUUCUCUGGCCAAGGCUACAACGGCUGGCAAGGGAUCGACGACUUCGCACAGCGUAAUACACAGCCAACGUCCCUCCUGCCUACUCAUUCUUCUCAACCUAACAUGCGAGCUUCGUUCGAACAGCAGGUCUCGCACUUGAAGCAGCUGCCGGAAGGUCAGCAGCAAGACGAAGAAGGUGGCAUAGAGGAUGCGCUCGCGAAGCUGGAAGGAAAACCGUCGAACAUGACGAUGAGAGACUCGGCCGGUCCAGCUUCUGCAGUGCCUCAGACUCAGUCGCGCCAGGGCCCACGGUCCUCAUCUGUUCAGUUCGCGCGGGUCAGCGCACAGGGGAAGCAUACAGACUCUGCGGACGGAUCUCAACUUCUCAGCCCGACUACUGACAGGCAGGGCGCCAGCAUCUAUCGAUACUCCGGAUCUGAGGCUGAAAGUGAGGAGGUCAUGGGCCGGCCUGUCCUGAGAGCACUAAACCCUGAUUCGCCCACGACUGCCACCUCGGACGGCUGCGCCAUUGAAAGCGUUGAUUUCGCUGACGAUCCUGCUCAGCACACCGCUUACGGCAGGAGGUAUGGAGAAGCCGAGCGGCCUUCCGAAGACGAAAGGUCAGGUCUACCUCACCUGGGGACGCCGCAAGGGUCGUUCCUGCUCGAUGACAACGAAAGCCUGAGCGACAUUUCUACCGAGAUUGCGGAUCAGUCGGGAGACGAGAGUCUUGGUGUACGAAGUUUCUUCUUCGACGACACUCCCGCGGACGAGUUCGUACCUACUUUUGCCUCUUACAGGCCUCCUCCUACUCCACCACCGACGAUUGGCCCGUCGACCAAUGUCUCGUCGACAUCCGAGCCAAGCCCAAUGAUGGCGCCACCACGCGUGCCGGACAAGAAGACGCUGAAGGAGGCUCAAAGCGCGCCCAAACUGCUGCCAUCGAACAAACAGGACCCGCGUUUCCGACAGUCAGCGGCCGAGUUAAGAAGAGUGCACACUGCACCGUCUCAGAAGCAGGUCGCCCAUCUGCCGUUUGUCUUAGCCUUCGAAUCGGACGUCGUUGCCGAGCAGCUCACCAUCAUCGAGAAGGAUGCGCUCGACGAAGUAGAGUGGAAAGACCUCGUCGGCUUGAGCUGGAAGCAGACCCCGCCUACCAUCCGCAAUUGGGUCGACUUUUUGCAACACGAGUCGAAUGGCAUCGACAUCGUGAUCGCUCGCUUCAACCUCGUUGUCAAAUGGGUGGUGUCAGAGUGCCUCUUGACAGAAGCUCCAAGUGAGCGGGCACGGUGCAUCACCAAAUACAUCCACAUCGCAGCGAGCUGUCACCGGCUCCGGAACUAUGCAUCGAUGUACCAGAUCACGCUUGCCCUACUCUCCGCGGACAUGGCUCGGCUUCAUCAGACCUGGGCACUCGUCGCUCAAGCCGAAAAGGCAGUGCUCGAGCGACUCGAGAAGCUAUGUCAGCCCGUUCGGAACUUCCACAACCUACGUUCCGAGAUGGAAGAAGCCUCUGCUGAAGCAGGCUGCAUUCCUUUCAUCGGCCUGUACACCCACGACCUGAUGUUCAACGCUCAGAAACCAGGACACAUCGAUCCGAUGCCGCCUGGCAAGGAAAAGCUGGUCAAUUUCGAGCGCUACCAGACUGCUGCGACGAUCGUGAAGAGUCUGCUGAGGCUGAUUGAGGCGAGCUCGAAGUACAUUUUCCGACCGCAUCCAGAGGUGUUGAGUAGAUGUUUGUGGUUGGCUGCGCUGGAGGAUGGGGAGAUCACUACGAGGAGUAAGACUUUGGAGAGUUGA
Saxophila tyrrhenica is the source of this 4728-nucleotide messenger RNA. RefSeq names its product Guanine nucleotide exchange factor lte1 (gene LTE1). Gene Ontology annotation, cellular component: plasma membrane. Bases 1 to 4728 code for a protein of 1575 amino acids. Gene Ontology annotation, molecular function: guanyl-nucleotide exchange factor activity. Gene Ontology annotation, biological process: positive regulation of GTPase activity; Ras protein signal transduction. The record is from RefSeq and is a predicted model, not a curated record. NCBI's taxonomy places the organism in Eukaryota, Fungi, Ascomycota, Dothideomycetes, Mycosphaerellales, Extremaceae. The transcript has a single exon.